UCAGGCUGAGCCUCGUACGCACUCCGAGCUGGGUUUUGGGGUUUCUGGGUGCGUGGCGGGCUAGGUGGGCCUGUUCUUAAUCUCGGCUGCGAGAGAGUGUCAUAGCAAUGGGGGGAUGGGGGGGACACAUCCUUUCUUUGUAAUUGCUCGGAGGACAGCUGCUAGAGAGACGCGGUAAUCCCCCUUCCUUUUGGGAGCCGGGAGAGGGCGGGUUGCAUCCGCCAUGUUGGUGAAGGCAGACGUAGGCGACUGGAGCUCCAGGACUGGCGGCUCUGCUGGCUCAAGUCCGCCAUAUUAAUAAAGAGAAAGGGAAGGUUGACACCCACUCCCCGCGCGCUCACACACGUACACCCCUUCUUCCCACCUAGCGCCCGUAACUCAGCAGGGGGGGGGCCCUUCCCGAGCCUCGCUUGCCCAGUCUGCCCGAAGGAAGCGUAGCAGCCCGCGCCUCAAAUCAGGCUUAAGACAGCGGCGAAUGAGGGGCAAAGGGAAAUGCCGACCAAUUGCGCCGCGGCGGGCUGUGCUACCACCUACAACAAGCACAUUAACGUCAGCUUCCACAGGUUUCCUUUGGAUCCUAAAAGAAGAAAAGAAUGGGUUCGCCUGGUUAGGCGCAAAAAUUUUGUGCCAGGAAAACAUACUUUUCUUUGUUCAAAGCACUUUGAAGCCUCCUGUUUCGACCUAACAGGACAAACUAGACGACUUAAAAUGGAUGCUGUUCCAACCAUUUUUGAUUUUUGUACCCAUAUAAAGUCCAUGAAACUCAAGUCAAGGAAUCUUUUGAAGAAAAACAAUUGUACUCCAACCACACCAUCUAAUUUAAAAUCAAACAUUAGUAGUCAGCAAGUCCUACUUGAACACAGUUAUGCCUUUAGGAAUCCUAUGGAAGCAAAAAAGAGGAUAAUUAAACUGGAAAAGGAAAUAGCAAGCUUAAGAAAAAAAAUGAAAACUUGCCUACAGAAAGAACGCAGAGCAACUCGAAGAUGGAUCAAAGCCACAUGCUUGGUGAAAAAUCUAGAAGCAAAUAACAUAUUACCUAAGGGCACAUCAGAACACAUUUUACCAACUGCCUUAAACAGUCUUCCUUUGGAAGAUUUCAAGAUUCUUGAACAAGAUCAACAAGGUAAAACAUUACCAAUUCUCUAAAUCUAAAGCAGGCUAAAAGUAACUUCAAUUAGGAUUUGAUGCUUGAACUUCAUUCUAGUCAAAGGUAAAGAUAUUUAAGGAAAUUAUUCCAAAAUUGGGUAUUUAAUAAAGUUUUACUUGAAGUUAACAACAUUACUGCAUAAUUUAUGAAGACUUGAUUACAAGAAAAAUGGAGAACUUUUUAUGAAACUUAUUUGAAUGGGAAUGGAAGUGCCUUAUGUGAGAAUUAUGUACUUAAAAUUUUUGCUAAGAAAUUGUAUAUUUGUAAAGUGUUUUGUGUUUUUGUCUUUUUAAACCUCUUAAAAUUUAAAGAACAGUCUAUGACAAGUAAUGUUUUUAAUUUAAAUUAUAAAAAAUUUUUUUCCUGUACCAAAGUUGGGAUACUAAAUUCUAAGUAAUUUGCCUAGUAGGAGUUAACCAACAUGAAAUAUAACUUUAAAACUCCUGGGUUUUGUAUUAACUAAGUUAUUAUUAUUGGCACUGUGAUUGGGAAAAAUUAUUUAAAAAACCCUGAAGUACAGGGCAAGUUCUUUUAUUUAAACUUUUUAUAACUUAUCAGUAAAACUGAGCUAAUCAUGGCCUCCCUCAUAACAAAAUUAGCUUUUGCAAUAGCUUGUAAAAUAUUCUGAAAAUAGUAUUUUCAAAUGUGAAUUACCCUUGAGUCAUCCAAGUAACCCAGACAACUAAAAACUGGUAGCUGGUUAUAUUCAUCUUCUAAGAAAAUAUGUUAUAAAAUAACACAGAGAUUGAGAUCUAGCUUUUACUUUAAUUAAACAAAAAGAUAAAUGUAUACCACAUUUUUCUCAUA
Hippopotamus amphibius kiboko is the source of this 1954-nucleotide messenger RNA. It is a transcript of the gene THAP2, whose product is annotated as THAP domain containing 2. The transcript has 3 exons. Bases 493 to 1146 code for a protein of 217 amino acids. The record is from RefSeq and is a predicted model, not a curated record. Gene Ontology annotation, cellular component: nucleus. Lineage: Eukaryota; Metazoa; Chordata; Mammalia; Artiodactyla; Hippopotamidae.